This is a messenger RNA of Haliotis rubra (blacklip abalone), 4667 nucleotides long. Its product is annotated as dual 3',5'-cyclic-AMP and -GMP phosphodiesterase 11A-like. Gene Ontology annotation, molecular function: protein binding; 3',5'-cyclic-nucleotide phosphodiesterase activity. The transcript is spliced from 20 exons. The coding region runs from base 115 to 2832 and encodes 905 amino acids. The record is from RefSeq and is a predicted model, not a curated record. NCBI's taxonomy places the organism in Eukaryota, Metazoa, Mollusca, Gastropoda, Lepetellida, Haliotidae. Gene Ontology annotation, biological process: signal transduction.
UGGGCCACAGUUGUAUCCGUGGCCACGGAUCGUAGUAGACCAUGUGGUGUAGCGGAACAGGCUUCAUUUCAGGUGGGACAAUGUUGACAUGAUCAGUUCUUGGAAAAGAUAAACAUGUCCUCAACACACCACGUAACGGUGAUCGAGGAAUGGCUGGACUCCAAUCCAGAUGCCAUGAGCGAGUACUUUCUUCGCAAAGCGGACAUCGUCCUUGUAAAUAAAUGGCUUGUACAGCACGGAUUUAGCGCCCUACAGGAGUACAGCUUACCUGCAAGACACAACUCUGCCUCCAAUGAAGGAAGCAGCCCAAGUUCCCCUAUAGAUCUCAAGUGUGGAGAUUCAGGAUUCUUUGAUUCUAGGCAUCACAGAUCCAACUCAAAGAAACACCUGCGGCAUGACUAUGCCAGAUCUAAGAUGCGGAAUAUGUUCAGAACUUAUGAACCGACGUCAAGCCCUGAAUCUGCAACAGAAGCCAGAAGAAGUAGUUUGAAAGAAAUGCGACAGUUCCGUUCCCUUCCCCCAAACUCUGUAAACAUGCUCAGUUUAUUAAUUCAGUCCAAAGUGAGAUUACCACGCUAUCCAAGCAAAGACAUAGAUUUGAAAAGAGAAUUAAGGCACUCCAACGAACGGGAAUUCUUUCUGGAAAUUGUCAAGGAUAUAUCCAAUGAUCUCGAUCUAAGGAGUCUUAGUUCCAAGAUCGUUGCAAAUGUUUGCUUACUUGUCGAUGCGGAAAAAUGUUCCCUUUUCUUUGUGGAGGGAAAAGCAUCUGGAAGACACAACCUUGUGUCAAAAAUAUUCGACGUUCACUCUGGGACAAAUAUCAUGCCAUCAAGCACUGGAGAUAUACGAAUACCAUGGGGAAAAGGGAUUAUAGGUUACGUGGCUGAAACUGGACACACCGUCAACCUUGAAAAUGCAAGUGAGGACCCUCGCUACAACGAUGAAAUCGGAAGAAUUACUGGUUACAGGGCGGAGGCCUUGUUGUGUCAGCCAAUCAAAAAUGCAGAUGACGAAAUCGUGGGUGUGGCUCAGGUCCUCAACAAAACAGGAAGUGAGAAGGUCUUCACCAAAGAUGACGAGAAUUUGCUGGCAACGUACCUGACGUUUUGUGGAAUAGGCAUUCACAACGCUCAAAUAUUUGAGGCAUACUCCAAGGAAUAUGAGCGAAAUAAGGCACUGCUGGAAGUAGUCCACGCUCUCUGCGAAGACCAAACCUCCCUCGAGAACGUCAUUCUGAAGAUUAUGCAGAGGGCACAAACACUGCUAAAAUGUGAGAGAUGUUCGGUGCUGCUCAGGGAUGGAACUACCGAGGUCGGUUCUUCCACAUCUUUCAACAAGGUCUUCGAUUUGGCCUGCCCAUUCAGAAACGGACACUCAGCAAUAAGACGCAAGAUGUUCCUAAAGCCCAACAGCGGAGACAGUCAAGCAAAUACCUUCUCCAGUGCUGAAAGCUGUUCUGAUCUCAAACUCGGAAACAAGAUCGCUGAACUGGUUCUCAUUACUGGCGACACAAUCAACAUUGCUGACGCCUACCAAGACGCUCGAUUUGAUCCAGAGAUUGACAAAGUGAGUGGCUUCCACACAAGAAGUAUUUUGUGUAAGCCGAUCAGAGACAAAAACUAUCAAAUCAUAGGUGUAGCUCAAGUUGUCAACAGAACAGAUGGACUGCCUUUUGACGACCCUGAUGAUCAACUGUUUGAGGCUUUCUCCAUUUUCUGUGGUCUGGGAAUCCAUAACUGCUUGCUGUACGAGGAGGUGUCCUUAUCAGCUGCCAGACAAGCAGUUGCCCUGGAGACAUUGUCCUACCAUGCUGGCGUAUCAUCAGAUGAAGUCACUGAAAUCAAAGCACAGAAAAUACCAGAGGAAUUUGAAUGGCGGCUUGGGGAUCUAAACUUCAAUGACUUCUCCCUCAACCGGGAUGAGAUGGUACUGGCAGCUGUGCGGAUGUUCCAUGACCUUGGGCUGAUCCGGAAGUUCCGGAUGGAAUACGAUACACUGUACCGUUGGCUGCUGACUGUGAAGAAGAACUACAGGGUGGUGGCCUACCACAACUGGAGGCAUGCAUUUAAUGUGUGCCAGGUUAUGUUUGCGUUAAUGAGUAAAUGCAACAUCCGUAAGAACCUGAGUGACAAGGAGUGUCUUGCUCUGAUUGUGGCCUGUCUGUGCCACGAUCUGGACCACAGAGGAACGAAUAAUGCUUUCCAACAGAAAUCGAGUUCUGCCUUGGCCCAACUGUAUGGAACAAAGGCAACGUUGGAGCACCACCACUUCAACCACGCCAUCAUGAUCCUCAACAGCGAUGGUCAUAACAUUUUUUCCAACUUUAGUUCAGAAGAAUACAGCGAAGUCGUUAAUAUUCUGAAGCAUGCAAUCCUAGCCACAGAUCUGUCCCUCCAUAUACAGAGGGUGCGGGACAAAUUCUUCACUAUGGUGAACCAAGGUGACCAAGCCUGGGAUGACAGAGAAUCUAAGGAAAUAUUACGGAGCAUACUGAUGACAUGCUGUGAUAUCGCUGCCAUUUCCAAGCCCUGGGAUGUUCAGAGAAGGAAUGCGGAACUUGUGAUGACAGAAUUCUUUGACCAAGGAGACAAAGAGCGCAAUGAACUCAAAAUACAGCCACAGGCAUGCAUGGACAGAGAAAAACAAGAUGAGAUUGCCAAGCUGCAGCUAGGCUGGAUUGACGGAAUUUGCCUUCCCCUGUAUAAGCAUUUGGCUAGGAUGGACCCGAUGUUCCAAGAGAUGGUAGACGGGGUUCUUGGAAACAGGGCACGCUGGGAAAUACUUGAUGCUGAACGUUUGUCAAAGACAGCAAUAUUGGAAACUGGAGUGUAAUCGCUUAUGCACUCAGUCGUUGCCAUUAUCCUUCGUGAUGAGGAACUGGAUUUCAAGGACCAGUGUUCUGCUUCACAAAGUGAGCGGAACACCGAGUGAUUUUCGUCAACGGAAAUGUAACACUUAAAUACGAACAUUCUAAUCACUUCUUUACAUCGUGGCAACUGUCAUGGGGCCUACAAACCUACUUCAAAUUGGAGAUGUUUGUUUUCAUGUUGUUUAUUGCCUCACGCCAAUAUUCCAGCUGUGUGACGGCGGUCUGUAAAUAAAUCCGGUCUGGAACUGAUCAUCCUGUGAUUGACAUCAUGAGCAUCGAUCUACGCAACUGGCAUGCGAUGACAUGCAUCAACCAAGUCAGCGAGGCUGAUCAACUGAUCCCUUCUUACGAUAAACAGAAUUGUUGUACACCAAUUCUAAUCCCUAUCUUCAUGGGGAGAAAUGAAGACAAGUGCUAAAUACAGAUCGAUGCGGACUCAUGAUACUAUGUGCACAUUGAAAAGAAUGAUUUUAUUGAUUUUUUUUUCGUAUUUUAUUACAUGCCUUUGAACACGAUUAUUGCGAAUACUUCAUACGAAGCGCGCUUGAAGUUCAAACAUGAAGGAUCUGUGAUUUGUGAGAAGUCGACCUCUGAUGUAUCUAAAUGUCAUAUACUGAGUUGGAGUUUUCCGAAUGCUUGCAUUUCACUAUCCAUAUGAACAUUAAAGGAAAGGUACAUAUGUGAUAUGAUGUGAGUUGAUAAAAUUCACCUGUUGUUAUAUCACACAUGAAUAUGGAUGCUACAAGUCAUUUCCCGAAGAUAUGAGCAAUGUUCGUGAUGAUACUUCAGAGGCAACUCCAUGGUUAAAGUCUUCACUCCUCACGAGGAUUUUGUGUCCCCUGCUGUGAUGAUAUUUGAAUAUUGAUAAAGGCGGCGUAAAACAAUAAUGAUGAUUUGAACCCGAAAAGUAUAGUAUAACACAUUCAUUCAUAUAAUUAUGGUAAUGAAUGCAUACUUUUUAGGCUCAUAUGGAUAGUAAAUGUCCGGUAUUAACAAAGGAAUAGAAUUGUCUCUCAAAAGUCUCAAAUACUAAGGUGUCUCCAUAACUACUAUGUGUUUUUUCCUUAUUCAAUUCAAAUUAAUUCAUUUAUGAGUUGUAAGGUUGUUUAGGUUUUCAGGUAAUACAUUAUCUUAACCGUUGCAAGGUGCAAGAUUUCAUUUUCAGCCAGUCACAUCUCAGAUAUUAAGACACAUAUUUGUAUGGGUAUUGAUGGCAUAUUCAUAAGGGUAUCUCUGCAGUGAUGGACAAAACUCACUGAAUGACUGUAAAAUUUUUGGGGUACCUUUCAAAUAUUUUACUGUUUGGGGUAUUGUUGAGACAACUGCUGCAACGUGUACAACAAAAUGCGGAAAACAGUGUGGAUUAUAAGACCUGAUUAUAAGCAUGUAAAUUGAUUAUCAGACCGGAUUGUAAGCAUGUAAAAGAAGAGAAAUCCCAUUGGACGCCCAUACAUAUAUCUCUUUGUCCUGAGAAAAUAUGUGAUAUAAUGCACUGCUAGUAUCACAUACAAAUAAAACUUAUUUCAUUCAAAUGUUUUAUGGUAAGGAGACUUACAACCAAACAAUUAUAUUUCAUUCAAAUGUUUUGUCCCUUUUUGGAGAUUCAAGAGUUGUCUCAUUACAAUUCAAAUGUGUUUAUACAUGUAUUGCUUGCAUGCAUCUAUGAAAAGAGGUAUGCAUUUAGCAUUUCAAAAGAAUAUGACCAAGGAGCUGUUAUGCUGAAGUUUUGUAUGUUCAGACAUGUAUGAGUGAUUGCAGUCGGCAUUUGUUUCGUUUCUUCAUGAAUAAAAUAUGUUAA